AUGGAUGAUGUCGACGUUGCUAUCCAUCUUGAACCGUUGGUCGACGCACUCACGGACAUCAAAGAUCAGCUUAACAUGUUCACCGCACCAUUCAACGUAAGAAUCGAUGCAAUUGCUGACCUGCUUAACCGCCAGUCCGAAAUGGUGUACAACAAACUUGACGCUUUGCAUGAGAGACCAAGACUAAGAUCCAGCUGCGUUUUCUGCACAUUCGAGGACAACAAAGACCAUCGCCCGACAGGAUGGUGCUACCGAUUCGUGGAUCCCGUGUCACGCGCCGUUCAAGCGUCCAACCUUCGUCCUUUAACAGGUGCCUCCAAGCCCGUCACCAAAACUGCGGGAUUUCGUGCUCCUUCUGCAACGGAAGUCACAAUGUCCUUCUCUGCCCAACCGAAGCCUCCUAUUCAUCAGCAUCCUAUUAGCGGCGUAAACUCUAAGUCUCUGCCGCGGCCUCUGUUUGCGCUUACAAUCAGUGCUUGUUUCCUGGUCUUCAUCCCUUCCCACCUUUUCUUCCCCCCAUCGUCGUAA
Molecule: messenger RNA, 528 nt
Organism: Haemonchus placei
Lineage: Eukaryota; Metazoa; Nematoda; Chromadorea; Rhabditida; Trichostrongylidae
Source: the annotation of a GenBank genome assembly